AUGUUAAAUCGCAUACUAAAGGAAGUCAAGGUACCAUUCCCGGAUGACUUUUUCCCCGAGAUCACCGUGUCAACAGAACUUUCCAAUGACUUGCAUCGUACUGCGUCACAACUCUUGAACCAGACACUGAAGCAAGAAUCAUCGAGGACCCGGUGCCAUCCGAAUGAAGAACCAGAUCAGUGGAAACUUAUUGGAGAUUACAAUGGACUGCAAUUAUACCGAGAACGAACAUUUACCAAGGGUGAUGCUAUCAAAGUGAAUGUGCUGGGUCAAAUAACUGGCACGUUAGAAAACGUGUUACUUGCACUUUAUGCAUCGACUAAUGGAGCCCUCAAGACCCAACGUGCUAUUAUGCACAAUGCCUAUCUAGACGCAGCCGUACUCCAGGUGCUGGAGAAGGACCCAUAUAGUGAACAUGACACGAGCUUUUCUUAUCAAUUUGAGGGGAUCAAAUGGCUUGCAAGCGCUCCCAUGGGCAAGUUAAUGCAUAAGCGAGACUUGUGCUGGCACGAACAACUUGGACGAACACAAGACGCCCAUGGGAAUGAAGUGGGCUACCUUGUUAUGCAAUCCGUGCAAGUAGACGGUUGUCCGCCUUUUGAAAAGCAAGGACUGAUACGAUCAACGGCCGCAGUGUGCUACAUAUUCCGCCCGCUCCCAAACAAGUGCGUGAGAGUUUAUAUGAUGGGAAAACAUGCAGUCGGAGGAAAGUCGAGAAUUGGUUGGAGUACAGAUCUGAUCAUGGUAGAGCUGUGGCUCGGAGUGGCGAAUGCAUUGGAAUGUGUAAACGCGAAACGACUGUCAAAACUCGUGAGUGGCAAAGACAUGCUCAUCAUCAGCGGACAGAGUAAGACGUGCGAUACUUGCGACUCCAAGCUUAAGAUGCUCAAAACGAAUCAGAACUGCAAGAUCUGCGGCAAGAGCGUGUGCAAGUACUGUCGAAUGACCAAGAUGAUCUACCCGUCACGCAACACAGGCAACUUUCCGUGCAGUUACUUUUUCUGUAAGCCGUGCUUGAGUGACGCGAAGGAAAAGCUCUACGGACGGUCUGCUGCUUCGGUCAGCUUCCACUCUCAAGAUUCGUUAGUCCGGUCCGGAUCAAACCGAUCUGGAUUGCUGAAACGCACGGACGUUCAAAUGACAGGACAGCUAGGGCUCUCUAUCAUGCCGUUGUCUUCUGAUCCAACUCCAGCAAGACGUCAGGGAGUGCAGUCACCUGACCGAAUUGGAUCAGCCACGAUUCCUCCUGUCACAGGAAUUGUGGCUUACCCGUCAAGCCCGUGCAGAAGUACUAGCAGCUACUCCAGUGCUCAAACUGCUGUAUCGUCAGCCCCUUCAAUGCCUCACUAUAGCAUGCCAUCGAUGAAUCCUGGUGUUAUCUCUGAUGGACCUCGAAGCAUGAAAGCAUACCAGCUACCUACAGGUCGAUUUUCGGUUCGACCAGUUGAUAGUCGGGCAGUUGAAGGCUCAUCUAGAGUGCAGCACACGACAAGCAAUUGUAUGCGCCGCAAUGCACCACCGAGAGUAUACGAUGAUAGCCAUCUUUUAGGUUACCAUGAUGUGGUGCUUUUGGGCAACAAGUCGCCAAGUGGUAGCGAAGACAUGGACAAGCAGUACUCUGUCGGAGAGAACGAGGUACAUCGCCACAGACAUAUUAGCGAUGAUAGUGAUAUGAUCGAAGAGUCCUCGGAUGAAGAGGACGCGCACGUUACAAUCUUCCGCAACGGGCGGAAAAAUCAUACCAGUAUUGAUGGCGUUGCUGAAGGCGAGGAGAUUGAGAUCAUUCGUCUAUCAAAUUUCGGAAGGGAUUCAUUAAGUAAACCUGAACCUGUGCAACUGUUCGAGAAAGACAGGCGCAACCAUUUCCACUUCAAUGAUACAGCAGUUAGCUCUACUGGUGAUGUCACAACUUCUCUAGAUGGUUUAACUGAGCAGGAAAAACUCAUGGAGAGACUCAUGCAGAUCAACAUGACGGCAGAAGCGACGUACUUGAUGGCCAAGUACAACUCAAAUAUCCAUGGCAAUUUCGCACGAUAG
Molecule: messenger RNA, 2037 nt
Organism: Peronospora belbahrii
Lineage: Eukaryota; Oomycota; Peronosporomycetes; Peronosporales; Peronosporaceae
Source: the annotation of a GenBank genome assembly